Messenger RNA from Passer domesticus (house sparrow), 5384 nucleotides. RefSeq names its product mitogen-activated protein kinase kinase kinase 7 (gene MAP3K7). Bases 480 to 2414 code for a protein of 644 amino acids. The transcript has 18 exons. Gene Ontology annotation, biological process: positive regulation of canonical NF-kappaB signal transduction; protein phosphorylation; immune response. Lineage: Eukaryota; Metazoa; Chordata; Aves; Passeriformes; Passeridae. The record is from RefSeq and is a predicted model, not a curated record. Gene Ontology annotation, molecular function: MAP kinase kinase kinase activity; magnesium ion binding; ATP binding.
UCCGUCCCUCCCUCCUCGGCUGGGGCAGCAGGAAGCGGCUCUGAUGUCAGCGGCGGCGGCCGCGGCGCGGCUCUGAGCGGCUCCCCCACCCCCGCCGCGGCCCCCUCUCCCGCUGCCGCCGCUGGGGCUGGCGGAGGAGCCCGGCUGCGGCCCCGGGGGCGCCGCCUUCUCUCGCCCGGGGACGCGCGGCCGAGGCGGUCCCGAGCUGCGCAGAGGCCGCGGCCUAGGGGAGUCGGCGCGGCGCCCCGCGGGGGUGCGGGAGGGGGCGGGAUGCGCAGCGGCGGCGCCGGGGCCUGUGCCCGCCGCCAGUGAGGCCCGAGGCCGCCGCGGAUGCGGCCCCGGCGGCGCCUCGGCCAGGCCCGCCCCGACCUGCGCCAGGAACCGCCGCCGAGCCCCGCGUAGCCCCGGCUCCGGCCCUCGGCUGCCCGGUGCCGGACCCUCGCGUAGCCCCCUGUCCUCCCUGCGGUGAAAGAGGAGGCAUGUCCGCUGCCGCCUCCGCUGAAAUGAUUGAAACCCCCCCGGUCCUCAACUUCGAAGAAAUCGACUACAAAGAGAUCGAGGUGGAAGAGGUUGUUGGAAGAGGAGCCUUUGGUGUGGUCUGCAAGGCAAAAUGGCGAGCUAAAGAUGUAGCCAUUAAACAGAUAGAAAGUGAAUCUGAAAGAAAAGCCUUCAUUGUAGAGCUUCGACAACUGUCACGGGUAAACCAUCCCAAUAUUGUCAAGUUGUAUGGAGCCUGCUUAAACCCAGUGUGUCUUGUUAUGGAGUAUGCUGAAGGAGGUUCUCUAUACAAUGUGCUGCAUGGUGCUGAACCUCUGCCUCAUUAUACUGCUGCACAUGCCAUGAGUUGGUGUUUACAGUGCUCCCAAGGAGUGGCAUAUCUCCACAGUAUGAAACCAAAGGCUCUAAUUCACAGAGACCUGAAACCACCAAAUUUGCUCUUGGUAGCUGGGGGGACAGUUCUAAAAAUCUGUGACUUUGGUACAGCCUGUGAUAUUCAAACACACAUGACCAACAACAAAGGAAGUGCUGCUUGGAUGGCACCUGAAGUUUUUGAAGGUAGCAAUUACAGUGAAAAAUGUGACGUUUUCAGUUGGGGUAUUAUUCUCUGGGAGGUAAUCACCCGUAGGAAACCUUUUGAUGAGAUUGGUGGUCCAGCUUUCCGAAUAAUGUGGGCUGUUCACAAUGGUACUCGGCCACCACUGAUCAAAAAUUUACCUAAACCAAUUGAAAGUUUAAUGACCCGUUGUUGGUCCAAGGAUCCCUCACAACGGCCAUCCAUGGAGGAAAUUGUUAAAAUAAUGACACACUUGAUGCGGUACUUUCCAGGAGCUGAUGAACCUCUGCAGUAUCCUUGCCAGUAUUCAGAUGAAGGCCAAAGCAACUCUGCCACUAGCACAGGUUCAUUCAUGGACAUCACUUCUACAAACACAAGUAACAAGAGUGAUGCUAACAUGGAGCCAAGUGACUUCCAAGGAGCUUCUACCAAUGACACUAUUAAACGUUUAGAAUCAAAAUUGGCACAGCAAAUCAAAAAUACAGCCAAGCAGCCGGGUGACCCUGGCCGCUUGAGUUUGCCCCCAUCUCGUGGGAGCAGUGUUGAGAGCUUGUCAGAUGUUCGCGCACGACCGCCGUCAGCCCUUGUUUCCGGAGAAGCCAAAAGGAUGAGCGCUGACAUGUCUGAAAUAGAAGCAAGAAUAGCUUCCAUCACAGCCUAUUCCAAGCCUAAACGAGGCCAUCGUAAAACUGCUUCAUUUGGCAACAUUCUGGAUGUCCCUGAGAUCAUCAUACCAGCAGGAAACGGACAGCAGAGGCGCAGAUCCAUUCAAGAUCUUAGUGUUGCUGGAACAGAGUCCAGUCAGGAGAGUAGAAACAGCAGUAGAUCAUCUAGUCCUAGUGUGAGAAUGAUCACUACCUCGGGACCAACCUCUGAAAAGCCAACACGUAAUCCAUGGACACCAGAUGAUGCAGCUGCUCUUGGAAAUAGCAUAGUCUUUGAGGGCAACACCUUAGUUUCUCUACCACGACUACUCUGUGGCAGGUGCUUUUGGGGUAUGGAGACCAAUGGGUCAGAUAACUCCAUCCCAAUGGCAUAUCUCACAUUAGAUCAUCAGUUACAGCCUCUAGCACCAUGCCCAAACUCCAAAGAAUCUAUGGCUGUGUUUGAACAGCACUGCAAAAUGGCACAAGAAUAUAUGAAAGUUCAGACAGAAAUCGCAUUGCUGUUGCAGAGGAAACAAGAGCUAAUAGCAGAACUGGACCAGGAUGAAAAAGACCAGCAAAACACAUCCCGUCUAGUACAAGAACAUAAAAAGCUGUUAGAUGAAAAUAAAAGUCUCUCAACAUACUAUCAGCAAUGCAAAAAACAAUUAGAGGUCAUCAGAAAUCAGCAACAGAAGCGGCCAGGCACAUCAUGAUUUCCUGGGACCUUUUAAAUGAAAAAUAUGCACAGAAAAGACUGAUUUUUUUUUAUUGUUAUUAUUAUCCCUUAUUAUGACAGCUCAUGAGUGUUAGCUUCUUGGUGUGAUCUGUACGUGUCUGCUACACUUAACAUCAUUUAAUUUUCUUUUUCCGACGUGAAAUCCAGUUCAACAGGUUAAUUGAAUAGGGUGAAGAAACAGUGACUUGAAUUAACCAAUAGCCCUCAAGUUAAAGCAAGAAGAGUGGCUGUUUGCAUGCUCCUUGUGUGAAGGCUAGCCUAACAAGUGUUGAGGAGGCUGCUAAAUUGUGAGAACUUAUUUUUAGUUUUUGGUGUUGCCUCAGUAAGAGCAAAAAAAAAAAAAAAGACUUUCCUGUUUAAGAAUGGUUUUGUUCCAGUGUCUCAUCUCAAACUAUUGUUAUGAUGAUUAUUUUCAUAAUAAACUGAAACAUGCACCAAGCUGCAGAGGUGAUGUUGGUUGACCAGAGUAAUUCAUGAUGCAUUAGUGAUGCCUUUUACCUGUAGACAUUGUGUAUUUUUCCACACGCAAAAUGGUAGGCAAGCUGAUGCCAGCAUUCUUGGUUCAGUGCUUGAUAGCCCUGCAUUUUGACUAAUAUAUUUCUUGUAAUCUUGCAUUCAUAAAAUAUUUGAAGUAAAAGACUGUAUUUUGUUUACUUUCUUGGGGUGAAUGACAUCCAGUUUCAUUUAAAUACUGGCCAAAAUUUAGGAAGGUGAUCACUGGACAGAAUUGGUUCCUUGUAUAAAAGAUAUCAUCAAAAAUAUGUAAAAGUGUGUUCCAAACCUUUAAAACUUUUGUCCCUGUAGGAUCUUUGGAAGAAAAUUCAGAAAGAAAAUUAAUACAGUACUUGAAAUACUUGCACCCUUUAUGUUUUUGCUCCAUUAUUGAUUUUGUUUCAGUUUUUUUUUCUUAAAACUUAUUUGAUGAAAAGCAUUUACCAUAAAUGUAAAUAAGUUUGUUUUAGAUAGAGAAGAGUUUGGGGAAAUAACUUUAUUUUAAAUAGCAAAUUAUAAAAUGGAGUUGAGUAUGCAAAUAGUGGAAACUAUUAAGAAAAUGAGGGAAAUAGCUUAGAUCUCUGUCAGGAAUCUCAGUUAUUCCACUCAUUUGAACAUAGCUUAAAGGAAGUUCAUCACAGAAUGCCUGCUGCCUUUGUGACUGAAGAAUUGCAUUUAAUGAACUUGAGUGGAAUAUGUAAUGCUCAGUGUUGAUAUUUACCAUUAUUACAUAGGAGAAAAUAAUUACUUGUUUACAUUGCAGGUUGAUUAUCUGGAUUAUGAAUUAACUUUAACUGGUACAAAAAUGAGACACUUCUAUAUACAAUGAUAAAUUACUCCUUACAUACAUACAUAAGUUCUUGAUGUUCUCCGUUACAGGCAGGGUUUUAAUAUCACUUGUUUGCAAAAUUAAAAUAGGAAAUUUUGAAGUUUAGCUGCUGAGCCCUAUAAAUAAAAGAGAAGUGAUCUGAAUUUUGAAGUACACUUAUUUCAAAUAAAUGGUUACUCAUACCCAUGAGCAGAACUUGGAAAAACCUUAAGAGGAAAAACAUACUAUUUUCUCUUUCUCUUCCUGCCUACUUGAUAAAAACCAUUACUACAGUUGUGCUUAUCUGUGAACAGCAAAGAGGACGAACAACUUACUGAACAAUCUGUCUUGAAAAUAAAUCCAUUGUUGGCAAAGCUUUGGGAGUUAGAAACCUUUCCCUCGUUUUAUUUAAAUAAAGGAAGGGUUCUCAUUCCCAAAACCUUAAGAGAUAAUUUGAUUAGUUAGCUGAAACUGAUAUUGGGAUCAACUUAAGGGCACACAUAUUUAUAGCAAAAUGUAAUUGAGGGAGAAAAUAACUCUAGUAUUAGGAAUAGCACAAGUUAUCCAAAGCAUUGCUGUUCACAUACAUCUGUCUAUCUACCAAAAUGGAGACACUCAGUGAUCAGCAGCUUAUUUAACAUAUGCUGAAGCAUUAAGUAGAGCAGCAUAAAUACUGAUGCUCAACUUCAGAGGCAUUGAUAGUUACAUACACAAAAUCAUUUCUCAGGACAGUUUUUACAUUUUUGCUGUGUAGUAAAAGAGAUAUGCUUAAGGUCAAUCUGUUGUAUGUGAAAAGUCACUUUAUGGCAAGGUUUGAAUAAUGAAAGUGAAUGCAGUGAUAAUUUAAUGGUACAUAAUACAAAAGUCAUUUCUGGCAGUUGUUUAUGAUUUUCCAGGGUUUACAUUAAAAAAGGGUCUCAGUUUAUAAAUAAGUGCUGUGCUACCAUGCACUGUUGGCUUCAAUCAAUAGUUUGGUUUUAUCACUCUUUUAGUUUUCAAAGGGAAUUUGGAGUUUGACUUUUUGCCUUCAACUUGUCCUUUUCUUAAUUUUACCAAAAAUUUUAAAAAUACUUGCCCAGAUUUCUCACAGAGGUUUUCCAUAUGAAAAAAUUUGUCAUCAUGAAAAAAACUAUAAGGGUAAAACACGGCAGCUUGGGCUAAGAAGAGUUUAGCAGCUUAACUUUCAGUGACCUUUAUUGUUUUCAUAAGGCUCGUGUUUUAAAGUUGUUUACAAAUGUACUUUUAUUUUUCUGUUAAACUGUUUGGACUGUUCAGGAACUUUUUUCAUGUACUCUUCUGUUCAGUUAAAGCUGUUCCUCUAAUAAUGGAGGUGAAACAUCUAGUUUGGGCUGGGCACUGCCUUCUCAGAAAAGGUAACAGGCUCUGCUUUUUGUUACAGUCUGUGUUCUGUAAGAUAUUUUGUAAUUGAAGUAUGCUUCUGUAUACUAUGCAGUUCUUCCAAAAAUGCUUUUUUAGGCUUUUUGGUUUAUUUUUUCUGAUGAGGAGUUGAAGAUUGUAAUUCAUAACUUGUACAUAAAAUGGUGAAUGAUUUCAUAUGAUUCAGGAAUGAGCAGUGUGGCUUUCUGUUACAGGGUUUUACUGCUUUGUCAGGAGUCUAAUUAAUAAAAGCUGGGAGACUUCCACAAA